Molecule: messenger RNA, 3731 nt
Organism: Camellia sinensis
Lineage: Eukaryota; Viridiplantae; Streptophyta; Magnoliopsida; Ericales; Theaceae
Biological process (GO): protein phosphorylation
Molecular function (GO): protein kinase activity; ATP binding; protein binding
Source: RefSeq, a predicted model, not a curated record
UCCAGGUCUUCUGCUUUUAAUCUAUAAACAAAACAUGGGGUUCCCCCCCUCCUGUCCCUCCAAUCCCCAAAAAAAGACCGACUCUUCUUCCCUCUCUGCAAUGCCUGCACUCUUCUUCUCCAUCACUCUCCUCCUCUCCAUACACUCUCUCUUCUUCUCUUCUUGUUCCUCCAUUGAUGCACAAGGCCAAGCUCUUCUCACAUGGAAAACCACUCUAACCAGCUCAACAAAUCCACUCAAAUCAUGGGUUUCCUCAGACCAAACACCCUGCAACUGGGUUGGGAUUCACUGCAACUCCAAUGGAGAUGUGAUCAAAAUAAGCUUGAAAUCAGUAGAUUUGCAAGGCUCAUUGCCUUCAAAUCUCCAACCUCUCAAGUUCUUGAAUACCCUUAUCCUCUCAUCAACCAAUCUCAGUGGACCAAUCCCAAAACAAUUUGGAGAUUACAAUCAGCUUGUUGUCAUGGACAUCAGUGAUAAUUUUCUCUCGGGCGCAAUCCCGGUUGAAAUUUGCAAAUUAGUAAGAUUGCAAAGUUUAUCACUCAACAUGAAUUAUUUCGAAGGCGAAAUUCCUUAUGAGAUUGGAAAUCUUUCGAGUCUUGUGUACUUCACGCUAUACGAUAAUAAAUUAAAUGGCGAGUUUCCGAGGAGUAUCGGGAAUUUGAGAAAUUUGGAGAUUUUACGAGCUGGCGGGAAUGAGAAUCUGAAAGGUGAGCUUCCAUGGGAGAUUGGAAAUUGCUCCAAUUUAAUCAUGUUAGGCCUUGCUGAGACUGGCAUUUCAGGGAAUCUUCCUUCAUCAAUUGGGAUGUUGAAGAGAAUUCAAACCAUAGCAAUCUACACAGCAAUGUUGACAGGUCCAAUCCCGGAAGAGAUUGGGAAUUGCACUGAGCUUCAAAAGCUCUACUUGUAUCAGAAUUCAAUCUCUGGUUCAAUCCCGGGUCGAAUUGUGGAGUUGAGAAAACUUCAAAGCUUGUUGUUAUGGCAGAACGCAAUAGUCGGAUCAAUCCCAUAUGAACUCGGAAGUCUAAAAGAGCUCGCGGUUCUUGAUUUGUCGGAUAAUCUUCUUACUGGAACCAUACCCACUAGUCUUGGAAAUCUUUCAAGGAUUCAAGUGAUUCAGCUCAGUGUUAACCGGUUGACAGGUACUAUUCCUUUAGAACUCAUGAAUUGCUCGAGUUUGACUCAUUUAGAGCUCGAUAACAAUGAAUUUUCCGGGGAAAUUCCUGUUUCGAUUGGAAAGUUAAGAAACUUGACUUUGUUCUUCGCUUGGCAGAACAAACUAACCGGUAAAAUUCCAGAAACUCUAUCUAAUUGUGAGAAUCUUCAGGCAUUUGAUCUGUCCUAUAACACCCUCUUUGGUACCAUACCAAAACAAAUUUUCUCAUUGCAGAAUUUGACAAAGUUGCUGCUGAUUUCCAAUGAUUUAUCGGGUUUUAUACCGCCUGACAUUGGAAAUUGCACAAACUUGUAUAGGUUUCGAGUGAACGACAAUAGGCUUUCGGGUACUAUUCCAUUGGAGGUUGGAAAUUUGAGGAAUUUGAAUUUCGUUGACAUGAGUAAAAACCGGUUUUUAGGGGGAAUUCCUAGCUCGAUUUCCGGAUGUGAGAAUCUCGAGUAUCUUGAUCUCCAUUCGAAUGGGCUGACCGGUUCUCUGCCUGAUAAUUUGCCCGAAAGUCUACAAUUUGUCGACUUUUCAGACAAUAGGCUUACUGGUCCAGUAACACCUAGUGUCGGUUCAUUAACCAAAUUAACGAAACUCAAUCUCGGGAAGAACCAACUUUCCGGGAUGUUUCCAGCAGAGAUCCUGUCUUGUUCCAAGCUUCAAAUGCUUGAUCUCGGGAACAAUGGCUUCUCAGGCGAUAUUCCGAAAGAAUUGGGUCAAAUUCCAUCGCUAUCAAUCGCUCUCAAUCUAAGUAGUAACCAGUUCAAAGGCGAAAUCCCACCUGAAUUCUCAGGUUUAACCAAGCUUGCAAUCCUUGAUCUCUCCCACAAUAACCUCGCUGGAAACUUAACCGCCCUCGCGAGCCUCCAAAACCUCGUCUCCCUCAAUGUGUCGUUCAAUGACUUCUCCGGUGAAUUGCCCAACACCCCGUUCUUUCGCAAACUCCCGAUCACCGACCUUGUUGGAAACAGUGCCCUAUACAUCCCCGGUGGUGGCGGGAUUGCAACCCCCGCGGACAGAAUGGGUCCCACUGGACACGUCAGGUCAACUAUGAAGCUAGCGAUGACGAUCCUAGUCAGCACCAGUGCGGUACUAGUCCUACUUGCAGUUUACAUGUUGGUUAAGGCCUGUUGGGCCCACCACGGGUCCACGGAAGGCGAAACAUGGGAAUUGAUAUUGUAUCAAAAAAUGGAUUUUUCCAUUGAUGACGUGGCCCGGAAUUUGACGUCAGCAAACGUGAUAGGAACCGGAAGCUCCGGCGUGGUCUACCGGGUGACAAUUCCUAGUGGAGAAACACUGGCAGUGAAGAAAAUGUGGGGAUCAGAGGAAUCAGGAUGUUCGUUCUCUUCAGAAAUUCAAACACUUGGAUCAAUCAGACAUCGGAACAUUGUUCGCCUUUUGGGUUGGGGCUCAAACCGGAAUUUGAAACUGUUGUUCUAUGACUACCUUCCUAAUGGAAGCCUAAGCUCAGCCCUACACGGUGGCGGUGCCGCCACCGGAAAGGGUGGAGCAGAGUGGGAGACUAGAUAUGAUGUGGUGUUGGGAGUGGCACAUGCUUUAGCAUACUUGCACCAUGAUUGUGUGCCUCCAAUUAUACAUGGUGAUGUCAAGGCUAUGAAUGUGUUGUUAGGUCCUCAUUUUGAACCAUACUUGGCUGAUUUUGGGCUGGCUAGGCUUGUCAAUGGUGGUGAUGGUGAUGGUGAUUGCUCAAAGCAGAGUCAGAGGCCUGUUCUUGCUGGUUCUUAUGGGUACAUGGCUCCAGAACAUGCUUCAAUACAAAAAAUCACUGAGAAGAGCGAUGUAUACAGCUUUGGUGUAGUUCUCUUGGAGGUGUUGACAGGAAAGCACCCACUAGACCCAACAUUGCCUGGGGGUGCACCCAUGGUCCAGUGGGUCAGAGACCACUUGCACUCAAAGGGUGACCCUGUUGACAUUCUUGAUCCAAAGCUCAGAGGCAUGGCUGACCCACACGUCCAUGAAAUGCUCCAAACACUGGCAGUUUCAUUCCUCUGUGUCAGCAUGCGGGCCCACGACCGUCCUAUGAUGAAGGAUGUUGCCGCGAUGCUCAAGGAGAUUCGGCACGCUGAUCCUGUAAGACCGGAGUCAAAAUUCUUGAAAGGAGGUUUGUUGGAUGUGCAUGCAUCGCCACCUGCUCGGAAUGUGGUUUUCGAGGGAAUUGGAUCUUCUAACUGUUCUUUUGCCUUCUCUGAUGAUUCAAUCUAAUUGAGGUUUCAAUGGAAAUGCUACCAAUUUUGUGCAUAUUCAGUAGUACAGUACAAUCCUUUAGGGCAGGGCAGGGCAGGGCAGGGAUAUUAGAGGAGAAAAUAUAGUAAUUCCAUGUCAAUCAUAUUAUCUAGCAGGAAAAGUGUAAUUUUGUGUUUUGUAUCUGGUUGUAGAUUGAAUAACUACUAUUGUAUUAAAUUUGUAUUAAGGGAUGUAUAAAAAAUAAAAAAAAAAUGCAACAGUUGAUGACGAUUGUAAAAGCAGCAUUAUUUUGUACUCAGAAAAGACAUUUAAAAAGUCUCUAGAAUUCAAAUUUAUAAUGUGGAUUUCAAUUUGAUAGUGGACCCAA